This is a messenger RNA of Trichomonas vaginalis G3, 1776 nucleotides long. Its product is annotated as regulation of choline O-acetyltransferase protein. Gene Ontology annotation, biological process: proteolysis; cell adhesion. Gene Ontology annotation, cellular component: cytoplasm; membrane. The transcript has a single exon. Lineage: Eukaryota; Parabasalia; Trichomonadida; Trichomonadidae. Bases 1 to 1776 code for a protein of 591 amino acids. The record is from RefSeq and is a predicted model, not a curated record. Gene Ontology annotation, molecular function: metalloendopeptidase activity.
AUGAUCUUACUUCCUUUCUUCGCAUAUCUACUUCACGCUCAUGGAAAGCACCCAUGCGGUCACUCAAUGCUUAAGCUAAAACCAAUUCUCCCACCAAUUUCCAAUAAAACUCACAAGGUGGCCGCCGAAGAUUAUCCAUUUAAACCAAUCAGAAUCCAAAUUGACUAUGGCUAUAUUGAUGGGACCAAGAAUGAUCCAUUGCGUUGCACAAGCGUCGGACAGGAAAUUACAUGGAAUGGAUUUACUUAUAUUUGCCUUCAAUACGAUGUUCUUAAUGCCAGUACUCGAACAGCAAUUCAUGAAACAUUAGACAAUGUAAAAGCUUAUGCAGAGAAGCUUUUAGGUGUCCAACAAACAGUAAACGAGUUCACAUUAGUAAAUAUGGAUGGUUCGCUUCCAAUUGAUGACACAGAAGUCAUUAAAAACAUUGAUAUGCAUUUUACCGUAUUUGUUCGUCCUUUCGGCGAGGGAUCUGCUGUUCUUGCUGCCGCUGCGCCACUUAAUGCUACAGAAGAUUUCUACAGACCAAUUCAAGGAGUAAUAUACAUCAAUGCUGUUCAGUUCGGAGAAGCAUCUUCUAACUAUGAUUCAUGGGACAAUGGAAACUUUUAUAUAUUAUUCCACGAAAUGACACAUGCUUUUGGAAUGACUCCUAUACUUUAUCGGCAUUUUCAUCCAGAAAACUCUAAUAUCCCAUACGAAACCUAUGGUUGCCAACUUACUAGAGAUGGAAAACAAUUUACUUACCUCACCACACCACAAGCACAUAUUUAUGCUAAAAAGCACUUUGGCGAGGAAUACUUCUACGGUGAUAAUGGCGAAAAGUGCCCUUCUGGAAUAGAACUCGAAAAUGGCCCUGGAGCUGGAACUGCAAUGUCACAUCCAGAGGCAAGAGUUUAUCUUAGUGAUUACAUGGUUGGCGAAACAAUCCAAACUGGUCCAUUCCCAUUCAACAGAGUCACAGAUGUCUCAAUGUCCUUCUUAAUUGAUUCAGGAAACUACCAUAUUAACUAUUCUAUGAUACAACCAAUUCUUUGGGGCAACGGUGAAUCAAUUGAUGGCAAUCCAAUCAAAGGAUUUGCAACAGAACCACCAGUUUACUCCUUCCCAUCAUAUUAUUUGUACAAUGAUACAUAUGGUAGUUUAUCAGGAUUCGAUUUCAAGUUCUUUGGUAGAGCAGCUGCAACCAAAAGAGUUUCUUGUCCACCAAGCAAAGAAAGAUUUGCUGAAUAUUGCAAUGGAAUCGAAUUUUAUAAUCCAACAAAUUCUCGUAUUAUUGGAUAUGAUUAUAUUUAUGAUUACGUUCCUACCGUCUUCCCAACUUAUGUCUGUCCAAAAGGAACAGCUAUAUUACCAGAUAUGUUAUCAUGUGGCAGUUUCACAUGCAACAAAGACUUUACUGAAUUCACAAUAGAUGCAGUUCCAAAAGAUGAUGAAAACGAACGUCAAACUCUCACUUGCAAAGAAGGCGAUGAAAAUAAGUCUACUACAUUUAAUAUCAAGUAUAAAGGUCAAUUACAUAAUGUUAAAAUGGGUUGUAUCAGUCCAAACAGAUUCUGCAGAUCAACAACAAUGCAUGAUAUGACAUUUACCACUGACCCAUUUGAUGAAAAUACUGAUUUGGGAUUACCAAACUCUCAAAAACAGAAUAGCUCUUUUCCAAAGUGGGCCAUCGCUGUUAUUGUAAUAGUUGUUAUUCUUCUUAUUAUUGUUAUAAUAGGAGCAGUUUGGUAUGUCCUUCGUAGUAGAAGAAAUACUGAUUUGAUAGCUCCUUAA